CAGAAAUACCUAUUCUUUCUUUCUUUCUUCUUCUCCAAGCAGUGAUUUUCUAUAUUUCUUCUCCGCCAGUCCACGAUAUAUAUCUUUAUAAAUCAAUCAACAACUGUAGAUUAAUUAGAGAUUAAAAAAAGGUUUUUCAUUUUUCAUCAGAUAUGUUUGUUUCUAGGGUUUUAUCUCGAAUCUCCAGGAGCAGUUUCAAUAGCUGCAGAAAUUUGGGUUCUUCUGGACGACAACAGCUUCCGAAGGUUCUGUCUAAUGAUAUCCAUACUCUUCGUUCAUCUAAUAAAUACAUCAACCAGUUAGCUGCCUUCCAGGUGACUGGACUGCGGGAAUCAACCCUCAAUCCCUGCAGCAGCUCGCAACUGUUUUGGUAUUCAUCUUCUGCAUCCCCUGAACAAUCUGAUAAGGAGACCAACCAGUCUGUGAACAGCGAAGGUAAGGCUGAGACAAAAGCUAAUGGAGAUGAUGGAAAUGCACAGCAAACAAAAGCCAAUGAAGCAGAGCAAUCUGAAAGUGAAGAUAUGGAGGACCUAACCAGGGAUGAUCUGGUGAAGCUCGUUGCAGAGAAAGAAGAGAUGCUAAUGCUGCAGACUAAAGAGUAUGACGCUAUGAAAGAUAAAUUUCUGCGAAGCUAUGCAGAAAUAGAAUAUGUCAUGGAGAGAACAAAACGACAAGCAGAGAGCUCAAAAAAAUUUGCCAUUCAGAGCUUUGCAAAAGGCCUAUUAGAUGUCGCUGAUAAUUUGGGGAGAGCUUCUUCAGUUGUGAAGGCAAGCUUUGCUAAGAUUGACACCUCAGAAGACGCUUCUGGAGCUGUUCCACUUCUAAAAACUCUUCUAGAAGGUGUUGAAAUGACAGAGAAGCAGCUCGCUGAGGUAUUUAAGAAGUAUGGAGUGGAGAAAUUUGAUCCUAUGAAUGAGCAAUUUGAUCCAAACAGGCACCAUGCUUUGUUCCAAAUUCCUGAUGGUUCUAAGCCGGCUGGCAUUGUUGCUGCAGUUGUCAAGUCUGGUUACACGCUACAUGAUCGCGUCCUUCGACCGGCUGAAGUUGGGGUUACUGAAGCGUUGGAUGGUGAAGAAAAUUAGGCCGACAGUGAAACGGUUAAAGCUUUGGGUGGGGGACUGAUUACAGGCUUCCUGAAUUUUUGUAUAAUCUUGUGAGGGAGAGAAAUGGUUCCGAUGGCAUCAUUGACUGGAUUCAUAUGAAUAAAUUAUGCUUUCAUCAUGAGAAACUGGGUUCAUAUUAAUAUUGUGUCAUCAUUUUUUUUACUAGUAAAACAGGAUAUGUUCUGUCAGUAUGAAAUACAAGCAUAUGUGAAUACAGAAAUCAAAGUACUCCUCCUUAACUCUUC
Papaver somniferum (opium poppy) is the source of this 1348-nucleotide messenger RNA. Its product is annotated as grpE protein homolog 1, mitochondrial-like. NCBI's taxonomy places the organism in Eukaryota, Viridiplantae, Streptophyta, Magnoliopsida, Ranunculales, Papaveraceae. Gene Ontology annotation, molecular function: adenyl-nucleotide exchange factor activity; protein homodimerization activity; protein-folding chaperone binding. The record is from RefSeq and is a predicted model, not a curated record. Gene Ontology annotation, biological process: protein folding; protein import into mitochondrial matrix. The transcript is spliced from 6 exons. Gene Ontology annotation, cellular component: PAM complex, Tim23 associated import motor. Bases 153 to 1082 code for a protein of 309 amino acids.